This is a messenger RNA of Cavia porcellus (domestic guinea pig), 1197 nucleotides long. It is a transcript of the gene Znhit2, whose product is annotated as zinc finger HIT-type containing 2. NCBI's taxonomy places the organism in Eukaryota, Metazoa, Chordata, Mammalia, Rodentia, Caviidae. The record is from RefSeq and is a predicted model, not a curated record. Bases 1 to 1152 code for a protein of 383 amino acids. The transcript has a single exon.
AUGGAGCCGGCCGGGCCCUGCGGUUUUUGCCCGGCUGAAGAGGCCCAGCCAGCGCGGUACACCUGCCCUCGCUGCAAUGUGCCCUACUGCUCCCUGCGCUGCUACCGGGCGCACGGCACCUGCGCCGAAGCCUUCUACCGGGACCAGGUGUUGGGUGAGCUCCGCGGACGCAGCGCCUCCCCCAGCCGCCUAGCAGGCGCCCUGCGCCGGCUGCGCCGCCAACGAGAGACCGAGGACAUGCCUGGGGAGGCAGGCCUCAGCCCUGGUCCGGCGCCUGGCGCUGUCUCAGGACUCUGGGAACGGUUGACGCCGGCCGAGAAAGCAGCCUUCGAGCGAUUGCUGAGCCGCGGGGAGGCGGGGCGGCUGCUGCCCCCGUGGCGGCCCUGGUGGUGGGGCCGCGGGAUCGGGCAGCGGCUUCUGGAGGAGCUAGAUGGCGGGGAUCUUGCAGAGCCGGCGAAGGACGCCGCCGCCACCGAGGAGCCGGUUACCGGAGACCCGGCUCGUGCGCCGGCCGUACCCACCUGCAUCCCCACGCUGACCAGCCUGAGCUCCGGCCCAGUCUCGCCGCUCGUGCGCUUCCAGCUGCCCAACGUGCUAUUCGCCUACGCGCACACCCUAGCCCUCUACCACGGCGGGGACGACAUGCUGCUGUCCGACUUCUGUUCCACGCUGCUCGGCGUCUCCGGAGCGCUGGGCGCCCAGCAAGUCUUCACCUCCUCGGAGGAAGCCCUACAGGCCGCAGCCCACGUGCUGGAAGCGGGUGAGCACCCUCCAGGGCCUCUGGGCACACGGGGUGCGAUGCAGGAGGCCGCCCGAAUUCUGCAGGGCGAAGGUCCGGCCGACCGAAAAGGCUACACGCUGGCAUCGCUGGGGCACCUAGUACAGACCCUGGGCCGGGCCCGCAAACAGGCUGUGCCUGGGGAAGAGCGAGAGCGCCUGUACCGGGCCCGGAAGAAGUGCCAGUUCCUACUGGCCUGGACCAACGAAAAUGAGGCGGCCCUUGUGCCCCUGGCCCUAGACUGCACCAUGGCCCAUCGAGCCCAUGCUGUGGCAGCCGAGGAGGUGGCAGCCCUCACUGGGGAGCUGGAACGGCUUUGGGGAGGCCCUGUGCCACCUGCCCCAAAGACUCUCAUUGAGGAGCUUCCUGGCUGAGGGGGGACCUUGGCAUUAAUAAAGCUGUGACUGGUUUGCCCACUG